CGCCAGCACAAACGCGACUCUUCCCCAGCUUCCCCAAACUGCUCCCCGUACCCGCCGUCAUCAAACCUUCCCCAUGCGCUCUCUCCCUUUCUCGCUCCUUUGCUGAUUUCUUUUCUCUCUUCCGGUCUUCAAUUCUUUCUUCGUAAUUCUGCCCACUUCGCUCUGGCAGUCUGUCCAUCAGAGGAUGCUGGACACGUACCAGCAAAAGGCGUCGCUUGCCUUAUCAGCGCCACCGAGAUGGCUCUCGGCAUAUAGCGACUUCAUCAUCAAGAAUGCGAGCGCGGUCAGCCAGAUCGAGAGUGCGCUCAGGAGUCUCACGUAUAUUAUACCCGGUCGAUUCAGGGACGCGGAGAUAGCAAGUGAAACUGUGCACUCCUCGGUGCAAUUGCUAUCACUGUAUCAUGAUUCCCUUCUCGCCCAAGCCCUGGCCAGAUUACCCGGUCCCAAGCCGCAUCCGUCGCCGCACAACAGAUACACUCGAUUUUGGACGCAGAAAUCGCCGACGUACAAGCGAUUAGCCUUGUUGAUUCAAAUGAUCCAAUAUACCCAACUGCUGUGGGAAAUGGUCGCCAAGCGACGAAGCGAUAGAGCCCGGUGGCGCGUAGUCGUUGGCCUCGAAAUGGUCAAGGCAAUAUGUCGUCUUCUCCUUCUUCGGCUGACGAAUUCACGGCCGCUACUCAGUCCACCGCUUCCAGAACGAGAGGUAGAUCCGUCAAAGCUUGAGGAGAAAGCUAGCGAGACGGCAUCCUCUAUCUUCGACGACAGCGGCACUGCUUUGCCUGGCGAAGCUGCUGGCACUUCUAGCGACUCUGACACUUCCUGGACCAUGCCUCGCACUGGUCUUUCUCUUCCUUCCCUCCCCGAUUCAUCGGAUAUCUCCUCGUAUCUUCUCUCUAAAGUCAUGACCGCGGAUGAUGUCAAACCUCCAAAGGCACUUCUCCAUCGGGUUCGCGGUAUGGGUGAGCUUGCCGAGGUAAUGUAUAUCAUUCGGCCGGUCAUCUAUGCGCUAGCCAUGCAACAUUGGAGCAAAGACAAGAAUAGUUGGAGGCCAUGGUUGUUGGGAGUGAGCAUCGAGUACGGCGCAAGACAGCUCGCGAAGAGGGAUUUUCAGGAGCGGGUGGCCGGAGGUCUGAGGGGCCUGACUGGCCUGGAAAGAGCUGAGCUCAAAAAGAGAGGCUGGGCAUUGACUUGGUGGAUAAUGAGGGGAGCAUUCUAUGAGAGCUUCACGAAGACUUGGAUUCACUCCGUAACAAGCAAACUCAAGAACAAACCUCUGCUAGACCUGGUUGCUGGUGUCAUCGAAGACUACGAGUUCCUAUGGAACGAAUACUAUUUCUCCACUGCGACUCUUUGAGAUAGUCGCUGCAGGCUAAGUCAAAGCAUUGCUUGUGGAUGGAGCAAAAGCACGUUAAAGCUUUACCAUCUGUUAUCUCUAUAAUCUUUGUGACGGACAAGACCUUGUUGGAAUUGUAAAAUAAAUACCGUUGAUGGCGCUCGCUUUGCAUACGCUGAGCUGUCGUAUACACGAAGGGAAAUCUUGUUAGGCUCUAGUGUUCUAAUAGAUGAUGAAGAUAUGAAGUUCUGGAAUCCUGAAUAUGAGUCUAUCGAAGUGUCCGUGCUCCUGAGGUCAAAAAAGCUAACACA
Molecule: messenger RNA, 1644 nt
Organism: Verruconis gallopava
Lineage: Eukaryota; Fungi; Ascomycota; Dothideomycetes; Venturiales; Sympoventuriaceae
Exons: 4
Coding region: 185-1354 (389 amino acids)
Biological process (GO): peroxisome organization
Cellular component (GO): peroxisomal membrane
Source: RefSeq, a predicted model, not a curated record